AUGAGUUUGAGGAUCCACAAGUUAUCAAAUUACCGUUUUGGUGCAUCAGAAGAUGAGGAAGAAGAGGAAAAGGCACAUACAGAUCGCAUGGAAAAAAUAAAAGAAAUUUUUGCAGUCGAAGGAACAGUUAAAUCUGUUCGUUGCAUUAUUCUUGCUCACGAACACAACAUUACAACAAUAUUACUCCUCAAAAACAAAAAUAAAAAGAAAUUACAAAUGCCAGGCGGAAUAGUUAGAACUGGAGAAGAAGAUGAAGCAGCUAUUAAACGUAUACUCACCAAGAAAUUCCGCAUUGUCGAAGGUGAAUUCGAUAUCGGUGAUCAUGUCGCUACAUGGUACCGUCCACAGUUUUCAGAGUAUUUAUAUCCAUAUCUUCCAGCACAUAUUACACAAGCUAAAGAAAUCGAGAAAUGGUAUAUAGUAAUGCUCCCAGAAAAAGCACAUUUUAACAUCCAAAGCAAAAAUGAAUUAAGUGCAUUACAAUUUAUACAAAUUCAUAACAAUGUUGAAUACCAGGAAAAGACUCUUUUAUAUAUCCCAGCCAUUAUGAGUAAGUAUGAUUUCACAUUUGAAUAA
Molecule: messenger RNA, 576 nt
Organism: Trichomonas vaginalis G3
Lineage: Eukaryota; Parabasalia; Trichomonadida; Trichomonadidae
Product: regulation of mRNA cleavage
Exons: 1
Coding region: 1-576 (191 amino acids)
Cellular component (GO): mRNA cleavage factor complex
Molecular function (GO): mRNA binding
Source: RefSeq, a predicted model, not a curated record